AUCUGGGUGAACGAGGGAUCGAAGUUGGUGUACUUCCAGGGCACCAGAGACACUCCUCUGGAGCACCACCUGUACGUGGUCAGCUACGACUCACCGGGAGACGUGGUCCGACUAACCAAGCCCGGCUUCUCUCAUAGCUGCUCUGUUAGCCAGAACUUUGACUAUUUUGUCAGCCACUACAGUAACGUGAGCACGCCUCCGUGUGUUCAUGUCUACAAACUGAGCUGCUCAGAAGGCGACCCACUACACAUGGUACCAGAGUUCUGGGCCAGCAUGAUGGAGUCACCAG
Notothenia coriiceps (black rockcod) is the source of this 289-nucleotide messenger RNA. RefSeq names its product dipeptidyl peptidase 9-like. Gene Ontology annotation, biological process: proteolysis. The annotation marks the transcript as partial. The record is from RefSeq and is a predicted model, not a curated record. NCBI's taxonomy places the organism in Eukaryota, Metazoa, Chordata, Actinopteri, Perciformes, Nototheniidae. Gene Ontology annotation, molecular function: dipeptidyl-peptidase activity. The transcript is spliced from 2 exons.